Molecule: messenger RNA, 2606 nt
Organism: Salarias fasciatus (jewelled blenny)
Lineage: Eukaryota; Metazoa; Chordata; Actinopteri; Blenniiformes; Blenniidae
Gene: pde1cb
Product: phosphodiesterase 1C, calmodulin-dependent b
Exons: 19
Coding region: 342-2606 (754 amino acids)
Biological process (GO): signal transduction
Molecular function (GO): 3',5'-cyclic-nucleotide phosphodiesterase activity
Source: RefSeq, a predicted model, not a curated record
CCGUCGCUCCUGGGAGCGAGGGAUGAGGAGAGAGAGACGGGGAGGGGAGGAGGCGCACAGAGAAGGGAAAACAAAUCAAGUGCCAUAAGCUCCUUGAAAUUAGCUGGCUGGGGUGUGAGGAGCGGCGAAGUGGAGAUUAAAGAGAUGUGCAACAAAAGACAGGGGGCAGAGAGGGACGGCGGCUGCAAACAAGAAGUAGUCUUUGACAGUUUGCUCUCAGCGUGCGACUCUCUCCACGCAGCCACGGGGCUGCUUUUCUUUCCUCUUUUCUUCCUUUCCUUCAUACAAAACUGAGAGAAAGCGGCACAACUGACGGGAGGCAUUGAAGAGCGCGUGGCGCCAUGGAAGUUAACUCCAGAAAGCAUCGAUUCAGGAAGGGUCGGAGCGCUACCUUCAGCAUCGACGGCUUCAACAUCACCAUAGUGGCGAAUGAAGAUGGAGACGGCUCCUCCAGACCUCAGGCCAGUUUCUCACGCUCCAAGUCUCAGAGCGCCCUGUGGAACGCCAUCACGGCGGGGAUGGGCAUGAAAGGGAAGGAGCAGAAGACCCCUCUGAACGACCCCCGCAGUCCUGAGGAGAUCCUGGCCGAGGACCUGCCCGGAGCGGACGAGCCGGACGCCACCGAGCGGAUCGCCAUCAGGCGCAAAUAUAAGAAGACUUCACAGAGAUUACGCUGCCUGGUGAAGCAGCUGGAGAGAGGAGAGGCGUCGCUGGCUGACCUGAAGAAGAACCUGGAGUAUGCCGCGUCUGUGCUGGAAUCUGUUUACAUCGAGGAGACCAGGCGCCUGGUGGACACGGAGGACGAGCUCAGCGACAUCCAGUCCGAGUCGGUGCCUUCGGAGGUCCGGGACUGGCUGGCCUCCACCUUCACCCGACAGAUGGGCCUGAUGCUGCGGCGCAACGAGGAGAAGCCGCGCUUCCGCAGCAUCGUGCACGCCGUGCAGGCCGGCAUAUUCGUGGAGAGGAUGUACCGCCGUACCUCCAACAUGGUGGGCCUCAGCUACCCGGCGUCUGUCAUAUCUGUGCUGAAGAAUGUUGACAAGUGGUCAUUCGACGUGUUCGCCCUGAACGAGGCCAGUGGAGAGCACGCCCUGAAAUUCAUUUUCUACGAGUUGCUGACCAGAUACGACCUGAUUAGCCGCUUCAAGAUCCCCAUCUCUGCUCUGGUGUCGUUCGUGGAGGCCCUGGAAGUGGGAUACAGCAAACAUAAGAACCCUUACCACAACCUGAUGCACGCUGCAGACGUCACGCAGACCGUGCACUACCUGCUGCUGAAGACGGGCAUGGUGCACUGGUUGACUGAGUUAGAGAUCUUUGCCAUGAUCUUCGCGGCCGCAGUGCACGACUACGAGCACACGGGGACCACAAACAACUUCCACAUUCAGACAAGGUCGGACACUGCCAUCCUGUACAACGACCGCUCGGUGCUGGAGAGUCACCACGUCAGCGCCGCCUAUCGCCUCCUGCAGGACGACGACGAGAUGAACAUCCUCUACAACCUGUCCAAGGACGACUGGAGAGAGCUCCGGGCUCUGGUGGUGGAGAUGGUGCUGGCCACAGACAUGUCCUGUCACUUCCAGCAAGUCAAGACCAUGAAGAACUUUCUGCAGCAGCCUGAAGGCGUGGACAAACCCAAGGCUCUGUCCCUGCUGCUGCACACCGCCGACAUCAGCCACCCGGCCAAAAGCUGGGACCUGCACCACCGCUGGACCACCUCCCUGCUGGAGGAGUUCUUCAGACAGGGGGAUAAAGAAGCAGAGCUGGGACUGCCCUUCUCUCCGCUCUGCGACCGGAAGUCCACCAUGGUGGCACAGUCUCAGAUCGGGUUCAUAGACUUCAUCGUGGUGCCCACCUUCACUGUGCUGACAGACAUGAUGGAGCGCAUCGUCACGCCGCUCAUCGACGAGGCCUCGCACUCGGGUCUGGCUGGCUUCAGACGCUCAAGUUUGAACAGUAUUAGCUCGGACGAGGCCAAGAGGCAGAGCGUGAAGAGCAGCGGGUCGGACAGCAGCUCGUCGGGACACAGCUCCCUGCUGACCGGAGACAUGAAGAACUUCAAGGCGCUGUGGAACGAAGAGGUCUAUCAGAACCGCGAGAGGUGGAAGUCCCAGGCCACUAAAGAGUCCGAGGAGCGGGCGAAGAGGGAGGCGGAGGAGCGAGCCCAGCAGGAGGCGCUGGCCCAUUCCCAGGAGGACCCGGCUGAAAGCAGCCAGGCCGAAAACAAGAAGGAGGCGCUCAGCUGCUGGCUGAACGUGUGCCUCUGCCUGUACCCGUACCCGUGCCCGUACCCGUACCCGUGCCCGUACCCGUACCCGUACCCGUGCCCGUGCCCGUGCCCGUGCCCGUACCCGUACCCGUACCCGUGCCCGUGCCCGUACCCGUGCCCGUACCCGUACCCGUACCCGUACCCGUGCCCGUACCCGUACCCGUGCCCGUGCCCGUACCCGUGCUCCUCCCACGUCUCGCCUACCAUGACGCUGAAGGAGCCGCUGGGACAGAUGUGGAGGGCCAAAGCUGAUGUGGUUCCUGUGGAGUCAGGAGCGCUCGGGGUGUGGAUCCCCACAGCAGGAGAGUGUCUGCAGCAGAUCCAGGAUCAGCAUCUGUAG